AUGGAAAACUCCGUAAUGAACCGAGGAUUAGUUUCUCGGAACCUUGAUCAGUUUUCUGAGAAGGAAGUUCAAUCUAGUGAUGUAUUUGUCCAAGCGGCCGAAGUGGAUCCGCAGGAAGCCCUUAAGUGCCAAUCUGUUCAAAGUAUCAAGCAUCGUGGCGACGAUUUAAACCAAGAUGCCAACAAAAUUAACGUAGUCGACCGGGAUGUAACAAUAGCUUUGGAAAAAAAUGUGAUGAAGCAUCUUACGGAAUCUCUUGAUGCUGACACUGGCUGUCGUGGUGACGAAAGUUCAAUUGAAAAGCACAACCAGAACUUGCAAAGAAUUGUAGAUACUCUGAUGAAACGGGAGCCAGAUAUGCGAAGUCUGUGUUGGCGUCACGCUGCGGGUGAUGGAGGUAAAGGUGCUCAGGAUUCGACGGGAUUCCGUGUAGCUGAGAAACGCGAUGUCCGCGUCAUGGGAAUUGCCUGCAGUCCCCAGUACGCACUCUGUGCUGUCGAGAAAAUUGGAUUCAGAGCAAUUUCAUUCGACGGUGACUCCAAUUUUGAAGGUCAGAACAGAGAAGAGCCGUUCAUUCACUUGAGAAGCCUGUUGCCAAGCCGUAAGAAUCGUAACAUGGUACAUGCUAUUCCUGGUGAACCUGGCGCUCUUCAGGAUGCGUUCAAAUCAUCUGACAGUGUUCAUUGUAACAUUCGUGGAUUUUCGUACGCGUGCUCAAAUCGUGAUUGUCCAUGUCAAAUUCAUGAAUCGUACGCCAGGGUUGACGCCAUUGAGCUAAGUGUGGGCAUUUCCGAUAUUUACGAUGAUAUCGCCACCGAGCUGAUUAACCGGAGGAAGGUUAAUGCUUGUAGUAACAUACGCUCUGUAAUUUUAGAAGAUAACGAUGUCCCAGACUUGAAUCGAUUCUGUGAAAAUCGUGGAUUAUUGGACCCUGUGCCCGAAGUCUGCUGCUCUGAUCAGGUUGUCCCGCCCAGCAAAGUGAAAGAUUUGGAGUCCAAACGAAGCGCGCCGUUGCCUGAAGAAGAUCAGGUGGUUCCUGACGACGUGGAUUAAGCUUUAUUUUACCUCGUUAUUCCGGCGACUAACCGCGUGAGAUAGAAAUUGCUCGAUCAGUGGAAUUCUCGUGAACUUACGAGAGAAAUCAGGAUUGCUGAAGACGCUUUGUAGGUGGAUGCACUGUUCUAACUCUCUCAAGUCGAGAAGCCAUUUAUUUUUUCUUCAUGAAUGUGAUUCGUGUUCGCUCUUGACGUACAUUCGAUUAGCUGUUGAAUAUUCCCACGGCAUACGUUGAGCUUCAUGGGCGUAGUCUGUGUCUUAGAGGAACUUCGUGUUGACGUUAGCGCCUUUCGAUGUGCUGUGUUGAAUGUGUGACGUCGGAAGCAUGUGUAAACUCUACAUACUGUUUCACGUUCCCGAUUCUCUCCCCAUCCCAGGAUCGCACGCUGAGAUAUGUUUGGUGUGAUUCAGAUGUAUAUCGCCUAUUUAUUUAUUAAUGCCAUGUAAUCUUCAAGUUUUGUGGCAGUUUGUUUUGACUGUGUUCGUGAGGGCAUCUGGCUGUGUGAAAGCUUCUUCCCGUUCCCCCGAUGAAUUGACUAGUUAAGCGAGUUUGGUGUCUUGUGCAGUCAACUUGAAUGUUAGGCUGUAUCGUUGAUUACGGCAAGAUCUCAGUGGUUUCGUUUUCAGACUUGGAAGUUUGGUUCUGUUUUGCCGUUGGUUGCUCAAAGCGACUUGAGUUCACAUAUUAUUCAAACUUCACGGGGCCACAUAGUUUUUCUUUCGAUAUCUUGAAGCUAUGACGGAUGCGUCAAGGUUUGCGCAUAACUUUUCAGAGCUUGUAAUUGUUUUCCUAUGGUUCCCAUUCAGUUGCGGUGAUUUUUGAAAUAGCUUUUUUCUAGCGUUGGGAAUAUGUUCUGAAAUUCCGGAAUAAACAGCUUUUAAUCUUUGUGAAUGAACGGGAAAUGAUCAAUUGUAAAAUCCACCGUAUCCUUCUGGGUCAUAAGCAGAAAAGGUGGAUCUGCUGAUAAAUUUCCAAGACACGAUCUGUGUUCUAAGUCAAAAUGGUUGUGGGUAAACCAUUUUUAAAACUGUUCGAGGGAUGCGCGCGAAUGCACCGAGGCUACCUCAAAACAAAUGCAAGCAGAGUUGAAAACUUUUGAGCCAACCUUGACGUUUCUGCGUCGGGCAUAUCAGUCGCAGAAAAGAGACUAUUGGGCGUAAGCGAGAUUUCUGUUUCCUUUUUAGAGUACCCCGGCGCAAUCUUGUAUUUGGAAUUACGUGGUUCGUGGAAAAUGUGUGAUAUUUCUUGUUGUUAGACGUGAUGCCUGCGUAUUCCUCGCAUGCAUUCAUUUUCUCUGGGUAAUGCAGGAAUUCCUUCGAGGAAACGAUAAUUGAAGUACCUGGGGUUCUGAUUGUGCUGAUAGGUCUGAUGACUGAAGCCACGUGCCCAAGAAUCCAAUCAGAUCUCUAAUAGUUUGAUCGGUUCCACGUCAAUCCUGUUGACGGAGUCAAAGAUUUGCUUUAUGGCUUCUGCGGUGGCGCGAGCGCUUUGCGGUACGAUUUACCCGAUUGCUGAAGCACUUGCUUCGGACGACUACCGUUCCAUGCUUCCGGAUGACUUUUUGUUGUGGAGGGAGAAAUAAAACCUUAGCGCCGCAUA
Molecule: messenger RNA, 2656 nt
Organism: Notodromas monacha
Lineage: Eukaryota; Metazoa; Arthropoda; Ostracoda; Podocopida; Cyprididae
Source: the annotation of a GenBank genome assembly